AUGGAGAUUGUUGAUCAGCGAGAUGAUAUCUUCCACGCUUUCGACCUAGUGAAAGGCCCGCCCUUAGGGCGUGGAAGCUCAGGAGAGGUUGUUUUGGCCUCGGCCAAACACGACCCUUCGUUGAAAGUGGCAGUUAAGAUAGUAUAUCUCGAGAGGCAGCUAUGGGAAAACCAGUUCGACGAAGAAGUCGCUUUACUUCGCCAUCUACGCCAUUCUCAUAUCUUGAAGAUCGUAGCUUCGUCAUGGAAUUCGGCCUAUGGCUUCAUUUUCAUGAACUACUACAAGAACGGGACACUUUACGACACCAUGUCAGGACCUGUCAAAGGACCAAGGAUGCUCAGACACACCCUGGAUGUGGCGAGCGCGUUGGAUUACAUCCACACCCGCAACAUCUUUCACCAGGACGUGAAACCGGAGAACAUUUUCUUGGAUACACAGGACCGUGCCAUUCUCGGAGACUUCGGGCUGGCGAUACGAUUGAGGGACAGCGAGGCCAUGGUGGAGGAGUGGGUGUCUACACCCGGCUUUUACGGACCCGAGACGCAGGCUGGUCGGCCCAUGUGCCCAUUCAAGCUGGACAUGUACAGCCUUGGAAUCACCAUGUGGAUGCUUAUCUAUAAACGACACACCGUCGACUUCCACCCGCUAGCCUCGACGGACAACUGCAGCAACAUAAAGGAACCUUACAGGAGGAUCCUACUCCAACUGCUGCAUGAGGAACCCCGUCAACGCUGGAGCGCCGCGGAUUUGUUGAGGUUCAGCGCAUGGAAUUCUCUCCGCGCACCACAGCAGCUGAGCACCGACUAG
Messenger RNA from Aplysia californica (California sea hare), 807 nucleotides. Its product is annotated as aurora/IPL1-related protein kinase 2. Gene Ontology annotation, cellular component: cytoplasm. The coding region runs from base 1 to 807 and encodes 268 amino acids. The transcript has 2 exons. The record is from RefSeq and is a predicted model, not a curated record. Gene Ontology annotation, molecular function: protein serine/threonine kinase activity; ATP binding. Gene Ontology annotation, biological process: protein phosphorylation. NCBI's taxonomy places the organism in Eukaryota, Metazoa, Mollusca, Gastropoda, Aplysiida, Aplysiidae.